AUGCAGUUGGGGUUACCAAUCGACGGUGAGCCGGUGAGCGGCACUCUAAGGUCAUGGAGUAAGUUCCACCAGAGGGAUAUUUAUCAAUGGUGUGAAGAACUCCUCGAUGAAGUUUCUGAUGGACAUGUUGGGACCACGAAGUAUAACAUAAAAUUGAAGUGGCUCAAGAGUAGACUCCAACAGAUGCCUCUUGACUUUCCCGAGGAGGUCGUCGUACGGUACGCACGUUGUUACAUUAUGUACUUAUUGGGUGGUGUUUUACUUCUUGACCAAGCGAACAACACGAUUCACGUAUGUUAUCUUCCUUUCCUGGCCAACUAUGAUGCCAUUAGUACAUAUAGUUGGGGCAGCGCCGUGCUGUGUUGGUUGUAUAGAGCCAUCUACCUAGCAACUGAUUAUAACGUCGAGGGAAUGUCUAGCUGUCAUACAUUGCUGAUAUCUUGGAUAUACUUCAGGCUUUUUUUCUGGGCACCGGACGUGACGAGCCCAUACACGUUUCCGUGGGCGAGUAAGAGAGGAAAGAAUGACUACGCCGAGCAAUGCUUGCAAAGGCACCGUCUGAGGUUGGACACUCUGAAGGUGGAUGAGAUUCGUUUACCUUUGUAUGUGAUGCUUGGUUUUGGUAGUUUGUGUGGAUGUCGUACAGGGAUGAACGUAUUCUAUCCAGGGUGCCUGCGGAAUUUCUUGGAGCUCCGCAUGGUGAUUUCUAUACCGCGGUCGUGCCACUGA
This is a messenger RNA of Arachis stenosperma, 729 nucleotides long. Its product is annotated as protein MAIN-LIKE 1-like. The transcript is spliced from 3 exons. Bases 1 to 729 code for a protein of 242 amino acids. Lineage: Eukaryota; Viridiplantae; Streptophyta; Magnoliopsida; Fabales; Fabaceae. The record is from RefSeq and is a predicted model, not a curated record.